AUAAAAUUAAUGUUUGGUUAGAAUGUCGAUACUUAAGAUUUAAAAAUUCUUAAAUGUGUUCAUGAUUACAAAACAAUGAGUAAAAAAUUAAAGAUUCGUGCAUUCGGCUAAUUUCAUUAAUGCUAAUACAACUGUGUUAAAGACAUAUUUUCAAAAACAGUGGAAACUUGUUUUAAGUAAUGUGAAUUAGGUAUGAAUAAAGGAAAUUGAUUAGAGCUUGAUAAUUACUUUGAGGAGAAAAAGAAAAGGAAGAUAGAGAAUAAAGUGUUUUAUGCAUUACCUAUAUAUAAUAAUUCUGAACCAUCAAAGCAAUAUUUGAUACCAUAGGAAUAGUAAGGAGAAUAUUAAAAAAAGACAAUACAAUUUGAAAUAGAAUCUUAACGCAAAUUAAAUGAAUUGAAAAAUAUUCUGGAUGAACGUGGUAAGAUUUAUAAGUUGUGAUUUAUAUAUGCACA
Paramecium sonneborni is the source of this 455-nucleotide messenger RNA. The record is from the annotation of a GenBank genome assembly. Lineage: Eukaryota; Ciliophora; Oligohymenophorea; Peniculida; Parameciidae.